CGAUCGAUUGCAUUGUCAGCAGCAUGUCGACAACCGAGUUAUCUCCUCGAUUCCAAUUAGCGUUGCGAAGGUCGCUCUUCUUCGGCAUCUGCUUAUUCUUCUGGCUAGCUCUCGGCACACUCACCUUUUCGGUGCUUUCCGUUGUCGGCCAAAGACGGACCGACGUUGCUGGAUUGGUGAAAUUAGAUGCGAAACGAACAGAACUGCUCAAUGUGCUUUGGGCAGAGACGAUUUCCAAAUCAGAGGCUGACUGGGCAGAGAUGGCCAAUCAAAAACUCGAACUUUACGAGAAGGCUCUUCUCAAUUACGUAGGGUAUCAUGAUGAUUCCAACGAUCGGUCUUUCAUGGAGUCUCUCCGAAAAUCUUUUUCACUUGUUACUACUAUUGGUCCGAUCGACAUUGACGGACUCACGACUGCCGGCAAAAUUUUCGCCGUUGUAUAUACAAUCAUUGGUGUUCCUCUGUGCUUACUUCUCUUAACACAAUGUGGUCGAAUGAUCACUUCAUUAUGGGAGGGUAGAGGUCUGGCCAUACCAGUCAUCUGCUUCAUAUUUUUCUCUGCUGUCGUGUACGACAUAAUUGAGAAUGGAACUGAUGAUGUUCCGUUCUUUGAUGCUAUAUUUUCCAUAUUUCUACAGUUCUCUUCCAUCGGUGAGGAGGAUAAUGAGUUCCACGGUAUAAUCCCCUACAUCAUCACAAUUACGGGUCUAGCUCUUAUGAGUACUCUGUAUGUUCAAGUGCAGCAUGAGAUUGAGAGAUCAAUUCAUGGCGUUGAGUUUACCUUUUCGAAAAUUUUUUCAAAAUUCGAGCGAUGGAUGAGCGAAGAGAAGGGAACAAUGAACAGCAAUCGAAUAGAAGAAGAGGAUGAGGAAGAAAGUGAUUACUGAGAGUUCAGUCCAAGAUUCGCUUCAAUAUAGAGCUCUCCUCUUGAGCUCGUCAAGGAUAAUGUGACCUCUGGAAGACAUUAAGAGGCAGCGACCAUUUUUGUAAAAUUAAGAAGAUUAUUUGAUAAAAUUUUAU
Molecule: messenger RNA, 1020 nt
Organism: Cylicocyclus nassatus
Lineage: Eukaryota; Metazoa; Nematoda; Chromadorea; Rhabditida; Strongylidae
Source: the annotation of a GenBank genome assembly